AAGAUGGCAGAUAAUGAUGUUGACAAUGAGCUGCUCGACUACGAAGACGACGACGAACCUCAAGGAGCACCUGAGAGCGCAACCCCCGCCGGAAAGAAGGAAGUGAAGGGCUCAUACGUUUCAAUCCACAGUUCUGGCUUCAGGGAUUUCCUGCUCAAACCAGAGUUACUCCGUGCCAUUAUCGACUGUGGCUUUGAACAUCCAUCUGAAGUCCAGCAUGAAUGCAUCCCACAAGCCAUCUUGAGUAUGGACAUCCUUUGCCAAGCGAAAUCUGGAAUGGGCAAGACUGCUGUGUUCGUGUUGGCCACUCUUCAACAAAUUGAACCAGUCGAUGGACAGGUAGCAGUGUUAGUCAUGGCUCACACGCGAGAACUGGCUUUCCAGGUUAGCAAAGAAUAUGAGCGCUUCUCAAAAUAUAUGCCCAACAUCAAAACAGUGGUAUUCUUCGGCGGGUUGCCUAUCAAAAACGACGAGGAUGUUCUGAAGAAGAACUGCCCUCAUAUAGUCGUUGGAACACCGGGCCGCAUCCUCGCUCUCAUCAGGAACAAAACGCUUAGUCUGAAAAACGUCAAACAUUUUGUUCUGGAUGAAUGCGACAAAAUGUUGGAGCAACUCGACAUGAGAUGUGACGUACAGGACAUAUUCAGAAUGACACCCCACGAGAAGCAGGUCAUGAUGUUCAGUGCCACUUUAAGCAAGGAUAUCAGACCAGUCUGUCGCAAAUUCAUGCAGGAUCCCAUGGAGGUAUUUGUGGAUGAUGAGACCAAACUAACCCUCCACGGCCUACAACAGUACUACUGCAAGCUGAAGGAUAGUGAGAAGAACCGCAAGCUCUUUGACCUGCUUGAUGUGCUAGAAUUUAACCAGGUGGUGAUCUUCGUCAAGAGAAUCCAGCGCUGCAUCGCCUUGUCGCAACUUUUAGUGGAGCAGAAUUUCCCUGCCAUCGCCAUCCACAAGGGCAUGGCUCAGGAGGAGAGACUGUCUCGCUAUCAGCAAUUCAAAAACUUCCAAAGACGCAUAUUGGUGGCCACAAACCUCUUUGGUCGAGGGAUGGACAUCGAGCGAGUCAAUAUAGUAUUCAACUACGACAUGCCAGAAGAUUCAGACACUUACUUACACAGGGUUGCCCGCGCUGGUAGGUUCGGCACCAAGGGCCUGGCUAUAACCUUUGUGUCGGACGAGACUGAUGCCAAGACUCUGAACGACGUACAGGACCGUUUUGAGGUCAAUGUGGGCGAGCUGCCCGAUGAAAUCGACAUCUCCUCUUACAGUAAGUCCUGGCAUUUUCUAAUAGCAGCUGUAAUGACGCUGAGCCCGGUGGUCCGACCCACUGGGAUGUGGAGUCUGAUGUCAAGAGCGGCCCGCAGAUAA
Molecule: messenger RNA, 1371 nt
Organism: Nerophis lumbriciformis (worm pipefish)
Lineage: Eukaryota; Metazoa; Chordata; Actinopteri; Syngnathiformes; Syngnathidae
Source: RefSeq, a predicted model, not a curated record